Molecule: messenger RNA, 1365 nt
Organism: Photinus pyralis (common eastern firefly)
Lineage: Eukaryota; Metazoa; Arthropoda; Insecta; Coleoptera; Lampyridae
Product: E3 ubiquitin-protein ligase RNF216-like
Exons: 3
Coding region: 18-1340 (440 amino acids)
Source: RefSeq, a predicted model, not a curated record
AUUCUAAGUCGUAGGAGAUGGCCGAAGAACACAUUUUAGAUCAGUUCCAACAAGAAAAUAAUGCAGAAGAGGAAGUAGACAAUAGAUUGGUUCAGCCACUCAUGGAAAUAUUUCCUGAAGCAUGUCCACAAUUCUUACGGCAAAUUUGUAAAGGAAAGCGCCACUCCCCUGACGUACUGAAUAGUUUAAUGGGAGAAGUCCUGGAUGUGGAUUACCCCAAGCGAAGAAAAACUGAAAGCGCACCGUACCGUCUGAAUGCCUCUGAACAACUGGAGCUAAUGAAAAGCAUACUUGUGGACGCCGAUCCGGAAUAUUUACAAAUGCAUUCUGAUCGUCUCAUCGAUAAUCCGGACGACCUUAAAGCGUUUGUGUCUCAAGCGAUCGAAACACGAAACUAUCCAACGUUGAAAAAAUAUUUGAGGAAGAAACAACUAUCCGCCCAACAAAACCAGUACACAAGUGAAUUCAGUGUUGCCAAAUUUCUAGAAGUAAUACCCGAUCCUUUUCAGUAUUUUGCUGAUUCAAAGCGGAAAGUUGGUGAAUUAGAUUAUCGCAGUCACAAUUACGCUAUGUAUUACCUACGAAACAAAUUUGCAAUGGUACAAUUGCGAUCAAUCCGCGAAUGCUUUAUUAAAAAUAAAGAAGGGCUUUUGGCAACUUGUAAGGAAUUGGAAAAUUACCCUCCUUCCAAAAGAAUGGCAUCAAAGCGAGGAAAAGUGGCGAUGCCUUCCAUAAUUCAAAAUAUACCUCUUCUUCAAGAAAUUGCCUUCUAUGACCAUCAGGAGGAAAUAACGCAAUUUUUAAGUCAAAGAAAGUUACAAGAAGAGAUGGAGCGUAAACAAGCCAAAGCCGCCGGAUUAUUGCAGACGUGUGCUUGUUGCUAUGACGAUGAAAUCAUGCCCAAUGAUAUCGCUUCUUGUGAAGCCGGUUGUAUGUUUUGUAAAUAUUGUGUACGGAAAAGUGCGGAGAUCGCGUUUGGAGAUGGUAAAUUGGACUUUCCCUGCCUUGGCGAUUGCGAGUCCCAUUUUACUUUACCAGUUUUACAGGAUGUAAUCAACCCAAAAAUGUUUUCCGUCAUUGCUUCAAAAAAACAAGUCGAGGAAGUAAAAGCGGCUGGAAUUGAAGAUUUGGAAACUUGUCCCUUCUGUGAUUUUGCGGCUAUCCCUGCUCGUGAUGAUAAAUUGUUUAGGUGUCUAAAUCCUCAGUGUAUGAAAGAGUCGUGUCGAAUGUGUAAGGAACCUUCGCAUGUGCCUUUGCGUUGCGAUGAAGUUGAGAAGGAUGAGGACGUUAAAGAUCGAACAUAUAUAGAAAAUAAAAUGACUGAAGGACUGCUGAGGUAGCUAUGUUUGUUUCCCCAUUUUCUUG